Molecule: messenger RNA, 1026 nt
Organism: Rhincodon typus (whale shark)
Lineage: Eukaryota; Metazoa; Chordata; Chondrichthyes; Orectolobiformes; Rhincodontidae
Exons: 3
Coding region: 1-816 (271 amino acids)
Source: RefSeq, a predicted model, not a curated record
AUGCUUUGUCAUGGUGGUACAAAAACAGUGGACCAACUGUCUCAGAAUGAAGAUAUUAUGACUGCUGCCAGGACAGCAGAUAUUCACCGACAUGUUAUCUGCCUGUCUAAAAUCGACAGCUGCUUCAGCUGUCAGAUUCAGAGUCAUUUUUGGCUGAAUGAAAGAUUUCUGCUCGCACACAGGACUUGGGGAUUUAGUGGGAGAAGGGGGCUGGGCAAUUCCCGCUGUGGCUGGCGUGGACGGGACGUGACCAAGCUGCAUGUUUGCCUGGAGCUCCUGGACAGUACGUGCGAGGCGGACGUGCUGAACGUGACGUCGCUGGGAGUUAGGAUAAAAAGGGACGGCGUGGUUGCUAGUCACCCACAUCACACUCUGAUACAGUGCGGGAGUGGAAUCGAUGAGCUCAAUCAAAGUCGACCAGCUCGUGGAAUAGUGCAUCUUUCAUUCAACUAUUACAAGGAAAAUAAUCCAGGCAGGAACAGAUAUGGAAACCAUGAACGAGUUGAUACCCUUCGCCAAGGAAAUGCUGAGCCAAAAACCCAACAGGAAGAUGGUGAAACUUUACGUGGUGGGCUCGGUGCUGGCUUUCUUUGGGGUGGUCAUAGGACUGGUGGAGACCGUCUGCUCCCCGUUUGUGUCCGGGGAGGACGAGGAGCAGCCGCUGGAUCGCUUAAUUCCCAGAAAGCUGAGCAAAGAGGAGAAGAAGCUGCAAGCAGAACAAAGGCAGCUAGUGAGGAAUGGAUCAUACAGGAAACAUGCCUCCUGAAGCUUGAGGCAUAUGAGGGACUGGGCUGCAGUGCAGCCUUCAGUGACUGAGAUUCAUGAUUUACUGCAAACUCAAACCGAGGGAGUUUCGGUAAUGAGUUCGCAGAUGCAGCAAUUUGCUGCUGUGCAGCAGUGUUUAUGCGUUUAUAUUAUUCUGGUAUCUGUGAAUAGUUUUUUAUAUACAUAAAUAUAUACUGUUGUGCAGUAUUUCAUUUAUGUGCACUUCUGCAUUCAAUAAACUGAAUUUUUAAUCAAAUAUAA